This is a messenger RNA of Jatropha curcas, 435 nucleotides long. Its product is annotated as phytosulfokines. Gene Ontology annotation, cellular component: extracellular region. Gene Ontology annotation, molecular function: growth factor activity. NCBI's taxonomy places the organism in Eukaryota, Viridiplantae, Streptophyta, Magnoliopsida, Malpighiales, Euphorbiaceae. Gene Ontology annotation, biological process: cell population proliferation. The record is from RefSeq and is a predicted model, not a curated record.
UUGACAUUUAUACAAAAAUGACUUGCAGUUACAAGGUCAGCACCCUUUGCAUUAUAGCUUUCCUCCUUAUCUCCCUCACUCUCGCCAAUGCCAUCCGGCCGGAGCCAGCCUUUGCCGGUGUUUCUCCGGUGAAAUCCGAACACAGGGAUAUUGGUCAAGCAAAUAGGGAUGAAGUAGAAGAGAACUGCGUAGGAGUAGAGGAAGAGGAGUGCUUGAUGAGAAGAACACUUGCAGCUCAUAUCGAUUAUAUUUACACCCAGAAAAAUAGUCCAUGAAAUUAUUUACAUGUUUAGUCAUUUUCUUGUUUCGAUAGAUAUUUAUAUAUAUGUGUUAUUUUUAUUUAUUUUUAUGUAAGUAAUAUAUAGAGCAGCCACAUUUCAUUAUUAAUUUCAGGCUUCUGCUAGGUCUGAUACAUAUAAGAUUUUCCUUUGUAUU